Colletotrichum fioriniae is the source of this 1326-nucleotide messenger RNA. The record is from RefSeq and is a predicted model, not a curated record. NCBI's taxonomy places the organism in Eukaryota, Fungi, Ascomycota, Sordariomycetes, Glomerellales, Glomerellaceae.
AUGUCUCCCAAGGGCCUAGGCUGGAUCAUAGUCGAUAGCAUAGACACCAUGAUGCUCAUGAAUCUGACACAGCCCCUCGCUGACGCCCGGAGAUGGUUGCACCGCAGCCUCACUUGGGACCAAGACCAAGACGUAAACACCUUUGAGACGACGAUCCGUAUGCUGGGCGGCCUCCUCUCAGCACACUACCUCUCAACCCAGCUGCCGCACGUCGCGUCCAAAAGAGACUCCCUCUACCUCUCCAAGGCGAUCGAUCUGGCGGACCGGCUCUUGGUGGCGUUCGACUCAAACUUUGGGAUCCCUCUUGCGAGCGUCAAUAUCGGCAAGAGGGAGGGGAUUGCAUCGCAUGCGGACGGCGGGGCUUCGUCCACGGCUGAGGCUGCCACUGUGCAGCUUGAAAUGAAGUACCUUUCUCAGUUGACUGGGAAUGAUAUUUACUGGAAAAAGGCAGAGCGCGUGAUGAAAGUUCUGGAUGACCAGAAGAUGGAGGGUGGUCUACUGCCCAUUUUCGUGCAUCCCAGCCACGGGCUCUUCACAACCAGGGAGAUCCGGCUCGGAAGUCGAGGUGACUCGUACUAUGAGUACCUGGCGAAGCAGUACCUUCAAACAGGCGAAGUCAUAUAUCGUGAUAUGUGGGAAGAUGCCUUGGGUGGCAUUGCGAAACACCUCGUCACGACAACGCGAAACGCAGCACUGAAGUUCGUGGCGGAGCUUCCCACCGGCGUGGGAGGGCCGCUCUCUCCAAAGAUGGACCAUCUCGUCUGCUUUCUCCCAGGCACAAUCGCCAUGGCUGCAACAGAAGGGCGGCCUCUUGCGGAAGCGCGUCGUGACCCGGGCUGGACGCCUCAGCAUGAAGACGACAUCGAGCUUGCGAUAGAGAUCAUGAAUACCUGCUGGGGCAUGUACGCCGUCACCGACACCGGCCUCGCCCCUGAGAUUGCGUGGUUCAACGCCACGGAAGCAGACCUUCAGCCCGGACCCGGCGACAGAUGGUUGCGGAAAGAAAGUAACGCGCUGUCAAAAUGGAAAAAGGACUUCAUUAUCAAGCCUCUAGACGCUCACAACCUGCAAAGACCCGAGACGGUAGAGAGUCUGUUCAUGAUGUACCGCAUCACUGGCAACGCCAUGUACCGAGAAUGGGGCUGGAAGAUUUUCCAGUCGUUUCAGAAGCAUGCUCUAGUGCCUGACGGGGAGGGUUACACCAGUCUAAAUGAUGUGCGGACGGUGCCCGCGGCGACGAGGGAUAAUAUGGAGAGUUUCUGGCUGAGGUCGUCUUCAACACGGAAGCCCAUCCUUUUCCAAGGUUUACGCCACGGAGCUCAUUAA